AUGUACUGUAGUAGGAAUACACCUACGGAUUGCCAGGAGAGAUUAGCAGCAAUACUCGGGGUCAAACAGGUGCUAGGCACAGGCAAAUAUCUAGGACUCCCAUCUAUGAUUGGUAGGAGUAAGAAAGCGACUUUCAAGUUUGUUAAGGAUCGAAUUUGGAAAAAGAUCAAUUCAUGGAGUAGUCGGUGUCUCUCGCAAGCAGGGAGAGAAAUUCUGAUCAAAUCUGUCCUUCAAUCCAUACCCUCCUAUGUGAUGAGUAUUUUCUUAUUACCGGGCACUUUCAUUAGCGAAAUAGAGAAAAUGCUUAAUGCCUUUUGGUGGGGUCAUAAUUCUACCAAUUCACGAGGCUUACAUUGGUUAUCAUGGGAGCGUCUCUCUGUCCCUAAGAUCUUUGGAGGAAUGGGCUUCAAGAACCUCCGAGCCUUCAAUUUGGCAAUGAUCGGAAAGCAAGCAUGGAAGUUGGUCACUAACCCGAAUGCAUUAAUCACUAGACUACUCAAAGCUAAAUAUUAUCAACAUAGUGAUUACUUUAGUGCUUCUCUAGGACAUAAUCCAAGUUAUGUUUGGAGAAGUCUUUGGAAUGCGAGAGAUUUUAUCAAGCGCGGGUUAAAGUAG
Medicago truncatula (barrel medic) is the source of this 615-nucleotide messenger RNA. RefSeq lists its product as uncharacterized. The transcript has a single exon. The coding region runs from base 1 to 615 and encodes 204 amino acids. Lineage: Eukaryota; Viridiplantae; Streptophyta; Magnoliopsida; Fabales; Fabaceae. The record is from RefSeq and is a predicted model, not a curated record.